Molecule: messenger RNA, 258 nt
Organism: Paramuricea clavata
Lineage: Eukaryota; Metazoa; Cnidaria; Anthozoa; Malacalcyonacea; Plexauridae
Source: the annotation of a GenBank genome assembly
AUUAAUUUUGCUUUUGAAGCUGGUAAAGAGGUUAGGACUGUUCUUCCAGAUAUUAGCAAGGCAUUCGAUAGAGUUUGGCACGCCGGAUUACUUAAGCAACUGGAAGCACUGGCAUUACGUAAUCCUCUCUUGCAGUGGUUUAAAAGUUAUCUUGAAAAUAGAUUGCAACGUGUAGUUAUUGAAGGGCAGACGUCAGAUUGGGAAAGGAUCAGUUCCGGAGUACCAAAGGGUUCAGUUUUGGGAUCACUUUUGUUUUAG